Molecule: messenger RNA, 3415 nt
Organism: Labrus bergylta (ballan wrasse)
Lineage: Eukaryota; Metazoa; Chordata; Actinopteri; Labriformes; Labridae
Source: RefSeq, a predicted model, not a curated record
AUGUCGGCGUACUCUCCUGUCGGUUUGGCUCUGCUGUCCCUCCUUCUCGCUCCAGCACUUGGCCAGCUAGACCUCAACCGAUUGGAUGGCGAUACCGUCUGCCCACCAAUGAGAAGCGGACAAGAUGACCUUCCAGGUUUUGAUCUGAUAACCCAGUUCCAGCUGGAUGUGAUCCCUCUGAAAGGUGUGAGGAAGGUGGAUGGCUCCACUACGCUCCAGGUCGCCUACCGACUCGACAAGGAGGCUAACUUCCAAAUUCCAACCAUGCUGAACUUUCCUCGUGGCUUCCCUGACGAAUACUCCUUCAUGGUGACCUUCCGCAUGAUCAAAAACACAGUGAAUAAAGUGUGGAAUGUCUGGCAAGUUGUGGAUGAAGAUGGCAACAAACAAGCCGGACUAAGGCUGAAUGGUGACCAGCAGGCUCUGGAGUACUUCCUUAUGGGCGCUGAUGGCAACCUGCAGACUGUCACCUUCCCCGGCCUCUCUGUGCUCUUCAACACCAAGUGGCACAAAGUGAUGAUUGGAGUGGAGCGUGACCAGGUCACUCUGUACGUGGACUGCCAACCUGUGGAUAAGAAACCUAUCAAGGGCAAAGGCCCUGUCAACACAGAGGGAGACACUCUUAUUGGCAGGCUUGAUGCUGAUCCCGACACCUCCGUAGUGUUUGAGCUCCAAUGGAUGUUGAUUCAUUGUGAUCCAAAGAGAGCGCAGAGAGAGAGCUGCAACGAGCUGCCUGCCACCGAGAUGUAUGCCAAUGCUGAGCCUGACAGAUCACUCCAAGGGCCCCCCGGAGCCCCUGGCCCAGAGGGUCCUCGGGGAUCAGCAGGAGAAAACGGCAGGGAUGGAAGAGAUGGUCUUCCAGGUUCUCCUGGUAGCCCAGGAACCCCUGGCAGCAAAGGGGAGCAGGGAGAGAUCGGUCUUCCUGGACAGAGAGGCCUGCCCGGCCUUCAAGGAUCUGGUGGUCAAUCUGGUCCGAUGGGUCCAAGAGGGCCUGUAGGAGAGAGAGGACUUCCUGGCUUUCCAGGACCUCCAGGUUCUCCUGGACCAGCAACUGAAGGACCUGCUGGACCACCAGGGAAACCAGGAAUCCCAGGAGAUGAAGGAAACAUUGGGCCUGAGGGUCCACCUGGACCCAGAGGGGGAACAGGCAUCGCAGGGCCUCCUGGCCUUCCUGGACCACCAGGGCCUGUGGGACCGCCUGGUGCCAGCAAUGAGGGAAGUGGGGAAGCUUGUCCUGCUGCCUGUCCUGCUGGACCCAGGGGGUUGGCUGGGCUACCAGGGAUGAAGGGACACAAAGGUACAGAUGGAGAGCCUGGAAAAGAUGGAAUCCCUGGAGACAAGGGGGAUGAUGGAGCAGCAGGACCUCAGGGGCCUCCAGGUCGCAUGGGAGAUGAUGGGCAAAGAGGGCCCAUUGGAUUCCCAGGAGCCCACGGAGAAAAAGGAGACAAAGGUCCUCCUGGAUUCAACGGUGUCCCAGGACCAACUGGCCCACCUGGAGCUCCUGGUGUGGAGGGAAUCCGUGGACGUCAGGGUUUGGAGGGGCCUAAAGGGGACGAGGGAGCAGUGGGAGCUACAGGGGAGCAGGGUGCUACAGGGGACAAAGGAGAAGUUGGAGAACCUGGUAAAGACGGCUUGGAUGGACUUCCUGGAGUGGAUGGAGCCAAGGGGGAGGCUGGUACUCCUGGAGCUGUUGGUGUCAGGGGGAUUGUGGGCAUUCCAGGUCUGCCAGGCAAGCAGGGAGUAGCUGGACCCCCUGGUGAAAAGGGCGAAACCGGUGCUGAGGGACCGACCGGACCAGUUGGACUUCCCGGAAAGGCUGGUGAGGCUGGAUCAGACGGAGAAGAUGGAAAACAAGGAGAUAAAGGAUCAACUGGUGAAACAGGAAAACAAGGACCUGUGGGGCCUGGAGGUCCUUCAGGUAUACAGGGGGAUAAAGGAGACAAAGGUGACACUGGUGCCAAAGGAAUGAAGGGUCACACUGGAUACAAAGGUGACCAGGGGCCUAUGGGACCUGAGGGAGAAAAAGGAAGUCAGGGUGACACAGGAAUAGCAGGAGACAUCGGAGUGAAAGGAGACCAGGGCCCUCCUGGUGUUACUGGAAUCAAAGGAGAGCGAGGCGAGAAGGGCAUGAGGGGAGCUACAGGAGAUGAAGGCAGACCAGGCCAGCCCGGACAUGAAGGUUUGGCUGGUCCAAUGGGAGCUCGAGGGAUGGAGGGAGAAUCGGGCCUUCCGGGAACACCAGGCCCCAGAGGUCUACCUGGACCAAAAGUGAAUGACGAAAAGCUUCGGGAGAUGUGCUCAGCAGUUGUUGAAGAACAAUUAGCAGAGUUUAUGAAAGAGUUCCUGAAGAAACCAGCAGCUAUAGGUGCGCCUGGCACUCCUGGACCUUCAGGACCUCCCGGGCCCCCUGGACCAGCUGGAGCAGCAGGAGCAGCAGGAACCCCGGGGGCAACAGGUCCCAAAGGACAUCCUGGCUACUUUGGAAUCCCAGGCACACCGGGCAAGAAGGGUGAUGCUGGAGAAAAGGGAGACAAGGGAGUCAAAGGAGAGGAUGGGGUAGGAAUCAAAGGGAGCCAAGGCGCACCAGGUGCACCAGGUGCUGUAGGUGCUCCAGGCAUCGGCAAGGAUGGAAAAAAUGGAGAACGGGGUGACACAGGAGGACCUGGUGCCCCAGGCGCAGCCGGUCCGAGGGGACCUUCAGGGCCACCCGGGCUUUGUGAUCCAUCAACCUGUAACAGACUUCCACCUCUCUAUAUGGUCAGCGGAAAGAAGUCUGCUGGCUACAAAUAUCCAUGAGGUAUCCCAGUUCAUUGAAACAGUCCAGAUCUCAUCCUGCAGAGACCACGUUUAAGGGCUUCUCAUGAGUCCAGGCUUGGUCAACUUUGGGAGUCUUCACAUGUCUCCGUCCGAACCACGGGUCUAAGAGGCGCUAGAGGGAACAGAGACCAUGCACAACUGUAGAAUACUGUAUAGACAUUUUAUCUUGUAUGUGAUUUAUAGUGAAAGCAUAUCUAAUGUUCAAAGAUAGCUGCUACUGAUGCCAAAGAAACUUCUUCCAGCUGACGACAGGCAAACAGGCCCACAAGUUGACCCAAACAAAUCUCUGCGGUUAUAUCCGCAGAGCCCCUUCUUUCAGGAAAAUACACCAGCAGGUUGUAAAGCAUUCUAGAUGCUCAUCUCAAAUUGUACUCCUAUGCAUGUAAUUCUACCAUAAUAAGCUUCCUGAAACAUUACUUCAACUCUUUUAGCCACAUGUAAGACUUACAGAAUGACAGGGGACAUUUUGACCCAAUGAUUCACCACUGAAGUCAUGAGCCAAAUUUAAAAUAAAAUAAAAUAAAUAUGAAUCUUUGUUUCCUAAAAACGACAUAAACAUGAACAGACCUGAGCUUACAUUUACAACAAUUUGCCUUAU